Molecule: messenger RNA, 8244 nt
Organism: Cololabis saira (Pacific saury)
Lineage: Eukaryota; Metazoa; Chordata; Actinopteri; Beloniformes; Belonidae
Gene: znf646
Product: zinc finger protein 646
Exons: 4
Coding region: 445-4935 (1496 amino acids)
Source: RefSeq, a predicted model, not a curated record
AUUCUUCAAUCAAUCAAAAAAAAUAAAAAAUAGCGAAUGUUUGGGCCACCUAGGAAGCGUGAGGGGGGAAACAUUUCGCUGCUGCACAUUUCCUGUUUCCUAGCAACAAGAGCAAUGUGGUUCAUGCGAAGCAGGAAAAACAAGACAAUUGGAUAAAGAGACCUUUCCCUUUACAUGAAAGUAACGGUUUAAAAAUGAUGAAUAUGUAGUGGAUAUGCGCCGUUAUAUCUUGCAUUAAAUUAUGCUGCUGCAGGACAUUCGUUGGACCCUACUGGAAAGAUCUGGCUUCCUUUUGUAUGGACUAGAAAGGCCUCUAAUGCAUUUCCAACUUGGAACUUUGCAAACUUCUGCACUUAAUUCAAUCACUAUCCUGUAAUGGCAUUGUAAGACCCAAGCAGGACAACAGGAUUUCCUUGCAAACAGUGUGGCAUUGUAUGUCCCAGUAUGCCUAAUCUGCUUGAGCACAUGGAUGCCAAUCAUCAAGAAGAAGAAGAAGAAGAAGAAGAAAGAAAAUUUAAAUGUGAUGAAUGUGGACGUGGUUAUAGACAUGCUGGUAGUCUAACUAACCAUAGAAAGACUCACGAAGUUGGUUCUUUUCACUGUAACAUAUGUGGAAAAGAAAACUCUAAUGCUUCGGCUCUGAAGAGUCAUCUCCGGAGCCACACUUCAUUAAAAAAAUACUCCUGUGCAGAGUGUGGAAAAGCUUUUCGUUUAGCAACACAGCUAUCUACUCACAAGAGGGUACAUCUUGCAAAAAAGACAAAGGAGAAGUCAUAUCGGAAGUUAGACAUGGAAAAUUCCAGCCCUGAAAAUGAUCAACCACAUCAACUGAAUGAGGAGUCUACAAAUCUUGGAACUUCUCCAGAAAAUGGCCCAUCUGAGGACAAGACAGAAGAUAUUUACAAUUCACAAUCUGAGACCUGUGAUGAGGCAUUGGAUAGACCCUUCAAGUGUGAUUUGUGUGACAAAUCAUACAUACAUCACCGAAGCCUGAGCAAUCAUAAAAAGACUCACCAAGUGGGACUGUUUGAGUGCACCGUCUGUUUCAAACUAUUCAAUAACAUGGCUGCCCUCUACAGCCAUCAGAGAACUCACAAAGGAAGAAGUGGGACAGACCUCACUUUGACAGGCGGGUCCUACACAAGCACAACCCUGGACCAGUUCUCUCCCCAGAGCCAGGAUGCUCCAGUCAAUUUUUGCCAUUUAUGUCAGGUACUUUUCCCUACAGAUGAGGAGUUCCAGGAACACAUUCAGAUGCACAACUCAUCUUCUCUGUCACUUGACCCUCAAAAUUCUUUGUCAGAGAACCAAAGUCUAACAUAUGACAGCAGUGUUGCUUCACCCGAGUCAGUUUUUUAUACAUCUCCUAUAAACAGGAUCCCUCUGGUGUCAUCAAUAGAUAAUCUUGGGAGUGUUGAUCAGCCACUGGAGAAAAUAAGACAUAAUGGCCAUGUGUUCUCAGACUGCUCCAGUGAUCUAAAACCUUCAUCCAAUUGCACUCAGGGAGAAAUUCCUGUCUUGAACACGAAUAUUUUUAGUCAGACACUCAUGUCCACACAAAACACUGACAAAAUGGAAGAAAAUUCAACUGUAGAUUCUGAGGAGCGCCCUUUUAAGUGUGAGAUCUGUGGUAAAAGCUACCGACACUCUGGGAGCCUCAUCAACCACAAACGGUCACAUCAGGUGGGGACUUAUGAAUGCUCUGUUUGUAGAAAGAAUUAUCCUCACCUAGCUGCUCUCAAAAGUCACCUUCGUCUCCACAAAGCUCAGCCGUCAUCUUACAACCUCAGAACGGGAGGAGACUGGCUCUCAUCAGAGCCUCUGACUUUGGAUUGCCAACAGACAUGUUCCCUUUCCCAAAACAACCAGGAAAACGGUGCUCACCCUGUGGUUGAUAUCGAUCAGGAGAACGGCGCUGACCACAGCAAUACAGCAUUUUACCAGGAGCAGUUUAAUCAGGAUUUCUCCCAGGAUAUGACUGUGCAUCUACCUCACAACGGACACCUGAUGCAGAGGCACAUGUGUGCAGACUGUGGUGAGACAUUUGCAGAUAUUGCAGGGAUCAAGUCUCACAGCUGCCCAUUGCUACAGCACCAACAACACGACAGUAACGGUGAUGAGUACAACACUAGCUUAAACGUCCAGCCCAGUAAUGGUCAUUGCAUCAUUGGAAAUCCAGGAAAUAAUGCGGAGUUCUGUGGCCUGAAUGGCGGCCACAACCAAAGUUACUUUGAACAGAACUUCCGUGAAAAUGUGUGCAGCACUCAGCCAAAUGCUACUAUAGAAGAUGAGGAAGAUGAUGACGGAGAUCUUUACCAGUGCUCUAUAUGUGGCAACAGCUACACCAGCAAGAGGGCUCUCAGGAGCCAUCUCCGAGGGCACACACAGUCUAAUAGUACACCUGCAAGCUCACGGCCUUCUUCCAUGUCCUCCCAUGAAGAAGAAAAAGAUGAGCUUGGAGAGAUGAUGAUGAUCUGUAGCACAUGUGGGGAAAGUUUUGCCAAUAGGCAAGAUUUGGUUGCUCAUCAGAUUCUCCACAACAAGGACACGGAAGACUGUAAAAAACAUUUGCCUGUGAACAACCAUGUUCCAGAAAGCAAAGAGGAAGAACAAAUCAUCUGUGGCAGUUGUGGCAUCUUCUGCACCAGCUACGAUCAUCUGGACAACCAUGUCUGCACAGCUGAGGGGAAAGAUGAGUCUGUUCACUGCAAGGAAGAAAUUAAAGUCAACACAGUUGUCCAGCAUGAUGAAACGAGUCCCAUGAGAGAAACUGUUGAUGCUGAAGAUCGCCAGUACAAGUGUGAUCAGUGUGGGCGGUCGUACAGGCAUGCUGGCUCCCUCCUCAACCAUAAAAAGUCCCACAAGACAGGCGUAUUCAGAUGUCUUAUCUGCCAGAAACGCUUUUACAACCUGUUGGCUCUUAAAAACCAUCAAAGAUCCCACUUUGAUAUUAAGAGGCACACUUGUCAGGAGUGUGGAAAGGCCUUCAAAAUCCAGAAGCAGCUGUUGAUCCAUCUGAGAAGGCACAAAGAGAACCAAGCCAAAAUCCAGGAACUCAACAAUCAGAUCCAGGCACUCAUGCAAAUGAAUGGGAGCAGAUCAGAUGGGAGAACGCCAUCAUUAACUACAAACGCCAGUCAGGCUUUUACCUCCGUUCGACGCCGCACGCAAACAGUUGAAGGGAAGGCAGGACAUGUAAAGUUGGAUAGCUCCAUUAAACUGGAGGACUCAUGCGAUCAGCGGCCUUUUGCGUGUGACCAGUGUGGGCGCACGUAUCGCCAUGCAGGAAGUUUAGUCAACCACAGAAACUCACAUAAAACAGGUGAAUAUUACUGCUCUAUUUGUAACAACACUUACUCCAAUCAGCUAGCGAUGAAAAAUCACUUGCGGACCCACUUUGCAUAUAAAAAGCACUCUUGUCAAAAUUGUGGAAAAGGCUUUAGAGGAAAGAAACAACUGUUGGCUCAUGUCUGUGCGGACCACAGAAAGGAUGGGUCCGGAGGAAGGAAGGGUCUCAGAUCUAGAGCCUUUAAAUGCAAAGUAUGUAAACAGACCUUUUUCUCAGCUGACCAACUGGCAGCCCAUCCCUGUGAUGGACCCUCAGACAACAAGGAAUCCCAGUUAAAUACAGCUCCAGCUAAAGAGGAGCGUCCAUUCACAUGCAACAUAUGUAAUCGCAGCUACCGCCAUGCUGGCUCACUGUUGAAUCACAAAAAUACCCACAAGACAGGGCACUUCAGCUGUACCUUUUGUUCCAAGCCCUUCACUAACCCGAUGGCUUUACGCAACCACACACGCAUCCACACGCAGAAGAAAAAGUAUGUGUGUCUGACAUGUGGCAAGGCCUUUCGCCUCGCUAGCAUCCUACACAACCACCAGAGGAUCCACAAUCGAGUGCUGAGUCACUUCAGCUGUACUUCGUGUGGAAAACGCUUCCAGGGCAGGGCCGGCUUGAAGAGGCACCGCUGUCACAGAGGUCAGGAGAACAGCACACUAUCGGGAGUCCAGCACUCGGAAAAGGGAGACAAAUGCUUCACGUGCGACUUGUGUGGACGCUCCUACCACCACGCUGGCUCCCUGCUCAACCAUAAGAAGUCCCACUCUGAAAACCUCCAUCACUGCACUUUGUGCCUCCAGACGUUUCCCGACCCUCUCACUCUGCAGAUACACUCCCAGAUGAGGCGUCACUGUUGCCCAGAGUGCGGCAAGACCUUCUGUCUGGUCUCACACCUGCAGAGCCACAUAGAGGUGCAUUCGAAGGAGCGGGCUGUGGUCUGCAGCCUCUGCCAGCAAAGCUUUCCCAGCACGGCCAGUUACAAGGAGCACCAUGAUGCAAAGCACAUGACUGAGGGCUCUUAUCAACAGGGCCUGGAUGAGCCUGUAGAGAACAACCGUUGUUGGGAUUCAGGAUUAAAUCAGUCAGCGAAGAUGGGUGAAAUGCAAAACCAAAUCCCACCACCACUGUCCCAUAUUCCAGGAAAUGUUACUGGUUCACAUAGGAGUAAUGAAACAUCCGUUACUGAGGAGAAGUGCCAUGUCUGUGAGCACUGCGGUCGAACCUACCGGCAUGCCGGCUCCCUCCUCAACCAUAAGAACAGCCACAAGACGGGCUCCUUCUUCUGCUCAGUCUGCCAGAAGGAAUACACCAACCUGAUGGCUCUCAAGAACCACCAACGCAUUCACACAGAGCCUAAACGCUACCAGUGCCUGGAGUGUGGAAAAGCGUUCCGUGUGUCCACUCAGCUCAUAUGUCACCGGAGGAUACACACCAAGGAGAAGCCCUUCGCCUGCCUGCUGUGCAGCAAGAGCUUCUCCAGCAAGUCCAACCUGCGGCAUCAUCAGAAGAUGCACCAGAACACCACCCCGACCUACGACUCUUCCUUUUGCAUGGAUGCUGAUGCAUUCAUGGACCUGGACAUGGAAUCCUUCCUAUAGAGUAAUCCAGAGGAUACAGCAGAAGGAAGAAGAGGCUCCUUUGAUUUCUUUUUUUCACCCAUCUUUCAAUAAUUGUUAAACAGUAUUGCUUUUUUUUUUUCCUUAAAGAAAUGCUUCUUUGGUCCAGACGGAACCCCUUUGAAAAGUUGCAAAUUUUGAUGGAUUUUCAAACUUGCAUCCCGAAUGUAUUCUGAUGUUUCAUCAAUUUGCUUUUAAAUGAGCCUGAAUGUUUUCCUUGUAUACACAGGAUUCCCUUAGACUGGUUGGAUGAUGGACAUUCCCUGUCUCUGCUCAUUCCUCUAUGACACAUUAACCAACCAAAGUGAACAGAAAACUGCAGUCCAGGUCCACGUGAGAAACAUACAGUGAUGAUAAACAUGUUUUGUAAAACGGUACUGUUCUUACUCUUGUUAAGUAUAAUUGUGUUCAGUGCCUCUGUAGAUUCCUUAGGAAGCUAAAUAUACAAAGUAUAUAUGUAUCUUUGGAUCCUUCUGUUUUGGUUUUUGCCAUCAGUGUUAAAAGACUGUUCACCUUGCUUUGGGAAUUCACAUACAGUGAGGGGAAAAGCCUCAUAUUUUCAAGUCAAAUACCUCUUUGUGUGUUCGAAGGUCAGUGGCAAAGUGAACUACUCAAACUAGAUGAUUAAUUCAAUAGCUGUACUACUAAUAAUAAUCACGUUCACGCUGAGUGAUACUAUUUGCUAAAAUAGAUAUAUUUAUUAAUUUAUUCCUGUUGUUUUAUGUGCAUAUUUUAUCAGAAGAACGUUCUAUGAAUGUUUUUUUUGUUGUUUUUUUUUAAAACUGGACUCUAAAACUCAUGUAGCUUUUUAAAGACCUUCUCAGUUAUUCGUUUGUAUAUCAUUAUUUUCUGUAAAAGCAGAAAUGAAUGAAUGAGCCAAGGAUGACGUGUCAUCGGCUGCACUCAGGGUCCGCCUUCAAAGGGAGCAUACCUGAUGUAUAAAACUCUGUAAAUGAACCAAGCAACGCAUUUUUCCCUGAUUUUAUGCUUGUAAUUUGAAUUUAUGUGACAAAGAAAGUACCUCAUCUAUAAAUGCUAAGUUUUUAUAUAUCAAUACAUGAAAUUAACUCCUCUGGUCCUUAACGUGUUAAAUUUAUAGAUUGACUAGAGGUGCAAAAAAGUUGUAAAAUCAGCUGGUUUUCACCUUUAUUACCUGUGGUAACCAACUCAAAUGCCAACAAAAAGAAAUGUCAGUUAAAGCAAUGGAAAGGAUUAUUAAACUCUUUCGAGAUCAUAAUUUAGCAGGAUGUUUAGCAAAAUAUGUUAGUUGUAGCAAAAGUCCUAUUUUGGACACCCCCACCCCCCCAAAAAAAUAAAAAUAAAACCCCUUUUAAUUCAUGUGGAGAUGGUUAGUACUGAGUUAAUACAUUUUGUAUUUUCUUCGCUGAUCGAUAAUUCGCUGUGGUAUGUCACAUGUUCGACUGAGGUUGUGUUCUCCUGUUUUUGAGACGUGGUGAGGACCAGAUGGUUUCUUUUUCCUUUAACGUGGCUGUAGCUUGUCAGUCAUUCCAACACACUAUUGCAGGGCACGCUGUAACCCUUCGUGGACUCAUGAAGAAACUUCAGUUUUGUUGACUUAUGUACCGGUGCCUAAAAUGUUAUCCGAUUGUAGCAGUAUUACAGGAAAGAACCUCUUCUCGCUGAACUUGUUACACUGUUAACCAUCAAUUUUUAUAAUUUAACUGUUUUUUUUUUCUUUUUUGUUUGUUUCUUUUUAGUUUGUUUCAACCCUCAUCGACAAACGGUUAAGUGAAAGCAAUUCUUAAAGGGAGAAGCCAACAGUUUGGUAAUGAGCUUAGAUGCCGUCAACCCUAGAGUUUGAUAUUUUACAGUUACUGUAUUUACAACAUGUAAAAUUGUUUUGAAGUUUAUUUUCUCACUGAGGCCAGGUACAGCAGUCAGCUUCCAGACUGAGUUAUUGGAUGUACAGAGAAGUCAUAUUUAACCGCUUAAAAAAACUCGGGGGUUGAUUAUAAAUAAUCCAAGUCCCCAUAUGUUGGUGUAUCCCUUUAACUAUUGUAUUAUAACCAUGGGAUGAAACUGGCUCCUUUUUUAGGGACAGUUAAUGUGAGACAUUUAAAUAUGUCCCCCUUCUACAAAGCACAAUUGUUUAAAUAAACCGAACAGAGCUUUAUUAUCAUGGAAGAGCCAGUUUUAUUUACACCUUAACUUUAUAAGUUCACAAACCAUCUAAUGGUAUGUGAAAAAUGUGCAGUUAUGGAUUCUGUUCCUGAUCUUCCCAAGUUUUCUAAUGUCCCUGUUUUGUUUGUACUCGUAUGAGGACACUUGUAAAAUUCAACAACUUUUUGUUUUUAUCUUUUUUUUAAAGCCUUAUACAUUGCAUUUAACAUAUGAAUAUGUGUGGCACUGGCCUGAAGUAUGAAAUACCUCAAAAGCUCUGCCUACCUAACACCUGCUACUUAUUGCCUCAUGAAGAUUAACUGUAGAGAAAUCACUGUAAACACACAAGCUCAGUUUAAGGGGGUUUUCAAAUUCUAAUCUGUUGGGUUUUUUUUUUUUAAACACCACGACAUGGUUUGCUGUCUGCUGUUUGUUUCCAGAUAUUUGUACAUGUAUGUAGCCGGAGGAGGACAAGAGCUCCUUAACAAUUCAGUCUAUUGUUUAAGUUGGCUGCUCAAUAAUUCACCUCAGCUGGUUUGCAGUAUGUCAUGUAUUAAGCAAUAUAUUCAAACUUUAAAGUCAGCUAACUAGUGGUUGUGAAUACACCAUUCACGCAUGGUUUUGUCACAUUAUUUAAAACCCUGUGCACAUUAUCAGGAUUUAGAAGGCCUGGCUGCAACACUGUCAUAUUUCACGGUAGUCCAUACAAUGAGAAAAUCAUGUACACGUCUGAGCUCAAAUCUUAAACUCUUUUGUUUUCUGCAAUCAUGUUCUCAUCUACUUUGGCACUUCAUGUUUGCACCCCUCUGGCACUGAUCACACUCGCUGUCUGGCAUCGCUGUGGUCAGUCCCAGAGCUCUGUAAAUUGUAAAUGAGAAUGAAAACGUUUGCAUCUAUGUACAUUUGCAGCAGGAUUUUCUUGGGCAGCAAAAAAUAAACCAGAAACUGCUGGAUUUACUAUUGUCUAAUAAUAAAAAGGAACAUAUACUGCAACUUCUGAUUUAUUGCCUCAGUGUUCAAAAGUUAUCUGCCCUGUAUUUAAUUCAUAUUUGUAGGUCUAUUUUGUCACGCCAAGGUGGAGAUUUUGAAUUCUUUGUUAGAACUUAGUUUAGGAUGUAAAAAAUGAUUAAGAAUUCAGUUGAAGUAAAUUAAAAGACUUGGAAAAUACAA